GACAAUAGCAUAUACCCGCAAUACAGCAAUUGGUCAAUUACAGCAACUGCCCAGGAUGGUAGCGACGACUUUUACCAAGCUUGCAGCUGGAUUUGUACUGCUUUCAGCAUUUGCAUUUGGCCAUGGAAACUGUGGAGACCAACCGUGCAACGUUCUCGAAGCAGCCUCCUGCUAUUGGAAUACAGCGGUUAAGUACGUCGUAAAGGACAUAGUUUUCAAGCUCGCAGCAGAGACAGCGCACCUGAAAAAGCUAUGUGGCAUAAAGGAAGCGUUGCCGCCUGUGUCAUACUGUGCGGCCUUGUAUGCCGGAUGCAGCGAAGAGGUUCGAAGGCACUUCGGAGUACCAGAGCACGGCUACCGCAUAGUGCAAAACGACCUUAUGGAUCGGGCCAACUGUGAAGGACUGGGCGUACUGAACUCCUGCAUCGACUCAUCUGCUUUGCUACGAAGUUGCCGUAUUAGUCUUGCCUUGGAACCUACGGUUGAGAAUGCUCAAAAUAACUACAAGGCUGCAUUGACUCUGCAUCGCUGCCUCCAUGACGCUUUGUCAUCCUGCUCGAAGGGAGAACACCACUACGCCAAGGACCACAUCAUCAACUCGUACGGACUGGCCUUGACGGAACUCUUUUGGGAUAGCAGUGCGUCCAUGCACCAGGCCGUAUCUUCCGCUUGGACUACAACGACAACCAAGGUUAAUGAUACUGACGGCAACCCUACCCUAACACCUGCAUUGCAAAGCGGCGCUGCCGUAAUGCUGCCCCUUGGUGCCUUGCUUCUCCUCCUGAUCGCCCUAUCAGGCAUAUAUGCCGUGUAGCCCAGCGCAUUCUAGUACGGAAUAUCUUUCAGAAACAACCGCGUGUUGAAGCGCGGUGUUUGAAUGAACAUGAUGAAUAUGUGUCGCCGAUAGGCGAAAUAAAUAGACAUUAUCUGCCCUACAAAGGCACCUGUGAGUGAUUACCUUGACACUGUUUAAAAAUGGGGCCUAGAAACAACGAUCCAUUGUGCCACGCGCGAAGAAUUUUUGGUUGAUAACCAUACGGUUUCUUGCAUCGACCAGAUAAACGUGUGGUGAUGUAGUCUAGUUGUAAUUUCCACAGUAGUGCAAACAAAAUUAGCUGAUCACUGCUUCAUUUACACUGCCCUAGCACAGUCAUCUGUUGCCAUUGCUUCUAGCACCUCCAAGAAAGAAAUUGCAUUAACUGAUUAAAGGUUGUCUGAUAAUCCAGUCCAACAAUAUGGUCGGCACAGUUUUCUAUCAACCAUGCCGCCGUGUGAAAUUUAUGAAAAAUUCGCUCCUCUUUUCGAUGACUUUAGGAUAGCAUCUACUCGAAUUAUAACAGUUAAACUGCACAGCGCUGAGGAUGGUUGGCUGUGAGCAGAAAUUCUUGUUGCUAUAAAAGAAAAAAGAUAUGCUUUGGAGUCUGUGUCACCGAGCCUCUAACUCCAACACAAUUUGUUUAUAAUUUAAGCUUUGCAGAAACAAAGUUAAUGCAGCUAUUCGCCUCGGUAAACGUAACCACUUUCGCAAAAUGUUAUGGGACUCCCGGUUUGAUAGCCGCAAAAUGACGUCAGAGGUGCUGGUCUGAAACAACGUAACGAUAACUACUUUCUUUCCCACUUUUCAUCUGAUAGCCAGCGUAUAGCAAAUGAUCUUAAGGAUUCUUUUUCUAGAAUAUCAGGUUUCACCAGACCACAUCCGGAUUCAUGUACAUUAAAAACAAGUAACCUGCACUCGACUUAUCUACCGCUUCUGACUGAUUGUGGCCUAAAACGAAUUCUUCCUAUUCUUAAACUCGUCAAGUCCGUAGGUACCAAUGGCAUCUCCGUCAUUGAGCUUCGAAGAAACCAUUGCUACAUCAACGCCGCGUUGAGAGCAAUAAUUAAUCACAUCUUGGUCAUGUGGCGUUAAUCCAGUCAGGAUGAAAAUGGCAAUCAUUAUACCACUCUAUAAGAAAGGAUCUAGAGGCAAAGUUGAAAACUAUCGCCCAAAUCAGUUUUAACUUGCAUGACAUAAACUUUAGAGAAAUCAUGUUGCUCACUAUGAAUAGCUUCCUUUAUACCAGCAGCAUGUUGUGACCGUGGUAAUACGGCUUUAUAAAAGGCAAAGGCACUCAGGCGAGUUUGGAUUAUUGUUACGAUUUCCUGAAUUUCUGCUUAGAAAGUAACCAGGUAGCGUGCACAUCGUUUCUUGAUCUAAGCAAGGCAUUUGACAGUGCCUGCCAUGGCCCAUGGUUAACAAAGCUCUCGAUGAUGGGAUUCCGUGGUUUAUCUCUAUUAUUUCUCAAUAAUUUUCUCCGGGACCGGUUUCCGUACGUCUCAGUUCAAAAGUGGGACGUACUGUUCAAAACGAAGCCGGUGUUACACAAGGUGUACAGUAGAAAGCUCUCUGUUAUUUAACAUUUACAUUCAUGAUCUGUCUAAUAUAAUCCCCAUUAAAAUAUUUCAGUAUGCAGACGAUACAGUGUUAGUUUCUCGUGCAAAUCAAUAUUCUGAUGCUGCUUCUCAGUUACAAGAAGCAGCAACGAAGGCAAUCGACUAGUUCGCGACAAAUUCAAUCCACAUUAACGUAUUAAGAACGCCAUGGGCCUGCUUUCGAAGCCCUUUAAAGAGAAUACACCUGACUAGGGAAAUUAUAUUACAAAAUUCGCAUUCUAAUCCAUGCUUUUCCAAUCUUAUCGACUACACAUCAGCCGUAACAUAUAUCGGUUGUGUUGUGACCGCGAUCUUUAAUGGAAUUCGCAUGUUUCUUAUGUUUGUCCGAGGAUUCGCUCAGUGCUGUGCUUGCUCUAUAAAACCCGUUACCUCAUGCCGAUAUCAGUCAGAAAAACCACAGCCCAUGCGUUAUGCUAGAGUGCAUGCAGUUCGAUAUGGGGUUACUGCCUACGGUCAUUGCGCUCUUCGUUGCCAAAAAAAAAUUAACUCACUUAUGGGCUACAUUUUGAUAAUUGUAGGUUAUGACUUCUCUUGAAGGCAACACCGACAUAUUCUCACGAGUAUGAAACAAUAUACACGUUGCAUUUACAAAGUGUAUAUACACAGCUGCCGAGAAUCCUGAGAGGCUCUUGCCACUUCGUCCUCUUCACCGUCGACGACCUUGCCCUCUUUUUCCACCGUAACACGAAUCCCGGCAGCAAAAGCACCGUCCCGGUGCUUUUUCUGCAUCCAUGAGUCUUGGCGAACCACGGACUGGAUCAGCGAUAUCGUCUCAGCAGUGUUGUUCCAAAGUGUCUGUUGAGGCGAUGCAGGAAACGUUACUUCGAUUUUGCGGCGUACAAUUCGGGUCACGUUUUCGCUUGGAGGUGGCGAGCUAGAUUGGUCGGUGGGGUUGGUACAAGAAGAGGUCGCUGCAGUACUUGGAAGCCGUGUAAACUGCUUGUAUGUACGGGGACUCUUCGUCUGCUGGAAACGGCGGCAAUCCUUCAUGAUGUCGUCGACAUUCGACAAGUUUCUAAAGACCAGGAGGUUGAAUGCGUCGUCCGCGAUGCCUUUGAUAAUGUGUCCAACCUUCUCUGCUUCUGGCAUGGACGUGUCCAUUUUAUGGCAGAGGGCUAGGACGUCCUGAAUGUGGGGAGACAUACGACUCGGUAGCAGUUUGGGCACGCGUGGCGAGUUGUUGCUUGGCGGCUAGUUGUCGACCGGUCGGAUUACCAAAAACGUCGGACAGCUUUUUUUUGAACAAGCCCCAGCUGGUGAGCUCUUCCUUGUGCGUGUAAAACCACUUUCGUGGCGUUCCGUCCAGGUAGAACACGACAUUCGCCAGCAUUAUAGUUGGAUCCCACCUGCUCAUCUUGCUGACGCGCUCGUACAUCUUCAACCAUUCUUCCACGUCAACACUUACGAGGCCAGUGAACUUGCCGGGGUCUUGCGGCUGAGGUAGGGCAACGUACUGGGUAUGCGUAGUCGGUAUUGCAGCUGCAGAUGCGGUGCCUUCCACUGGAAGCAUCGUCCCAGGGUGGGUGAGACGUCCGCUGCGGAGCUCCGUGGCGAAGACGCGUACCCCGCACGUCCACUACAAUGCCACGAGUAUAAAACUAUUUACACGCUGUAUUUACAAAGCGUAUAUACCCAGCUGCCGAGAAUCCCGAGAGGCUCUUGCCACUUCGUCCUCUUCACCGUCUUUUCCUCUUUUUCCACCGUAACAAUAUUUUAAGGUAUUAUCAAUGCAUGAUUUUUCUUCGGUUUGGCUGCAUAGCAUAGCCCUGAGAGAUUUCUGGGACAAUAGUUUCAAGAUACCUCAUACCCCCUUGCCUUAGACCAAAAUGGCGUUAUCAAAUACCUCGAUGUGCACCAAAAUACCACAAAGGAAUGCCAGAAUGCUAUGUUCCGGCGUUGUUCAAUUAUUUACAUUGUAACGCGCUGCAGUCAACAUAAAACUAUAAGCUCAAGAAAGCACCAAAACGUGCGGAUUUCAGCGGUUAUAACGCAGAAAGAAAUAGAUCUCAAUUACAUCCAUCAGUAUUACGUCUAUAGAGUGGCUUUGGUUAAAAAGGGACCAGAACGCUUGUUUCUGCAAAUGUUUUAUUGGAGCAUUGCUGGUUCUUUACCUCAUUUUGUUGUUUAUAACCAUGUACUAAUUUUUUUAUUGUUCCAUGCAAAGUAAUCGUGUGGCGCAGUGAUAAUUGUGCGCGCCAGAUGUACUUCUAAAACAUCUAUGUGGUCAUAUAUGUACAUGGGGUACAGAUGCGUACCAUGUGCGUAUCCGUCUAUAUAUACACCUUUAUUCACUUUUUUUAUUUGUUUUUGCUUCUUAGGUUUUUUUGCACCAAUGAUAUUGUAACAGUUUCUAUGCAGCCUGUCACGUUAUGCCCGUCAAGCCCAAUGUGUCUUUGUCAGGCCUGAUGAAUGUAUUAUGUUUUCGAAGAAUAAUAGUAGAAGAGUUUAUUAUUAUUAAUAUUUACCCAAUUUUCUAUUCCUUCAAGCACUUGUGAAAACUGUGAUCUUGCGAGAUGUACCGGUGCCGUAAAAGUUCGCUGAAACUCCAAAACCCAAACUACAGCAGCGGCGUAGCCAGAAACAUUUUUAGGGGGUGGAUGGGAGGUACCCACUUGGCUGGUCACGACGAGGUUGAGCGGUGGAGAGAGGGAUGGGCUGGCCAAAUACUAACAAGAAAGAUAUUUCUGGAAGGAUAAGGGCCCAGUGUGCCACGCCGCGGUUACGUAAUUGAACAAAGGUAACCAUUUAGUUCUUGCGUCCGUUUAUCUAAACUUAUUUCUCUAGAUCUCGAAUUUAGUGCCAUUGUUUCACUUUUUUUUGUUUAUGUGGGAGGACAGUAAAAACUUAAAAUGUUUGUUUUCUAAAGCAAGAUGCGAUUGAAUAGAUUAUUUUAAAACAAAAUCGCUGAUGUGCGCUCAAGCAGAGUUUCUUUUGGUUUGCGAAAGAAACAGGAUACAAUGGCGGAUACGCAUAUGAUAUCAGCAGCAAUGUGAAAAAAAAAAAUUCCCACGUGAGGAACUAUUCCAAGUGUAAGCACGCGAAACGCCGAAUACUCUAUACUGAAGCGGAUCUCGCCGACUGUAAUCUGCCGUUCAUUAGUAAACCUAGCUGCGAUAACCGCUCCAAAGUCCGCGAAGCGGGGAAUGACGUGGAACUCAAAAUACUUCUCUUUUCUCUUACACGGAGAUCUCUUGAGACAGUAUCGUUUAGUCCGCCAGUUCUCAGUAGGUUGCACGUGGUCCAGGCUGGAGCCCCUCAAGGAGCCGCUCGUCCUUAUCCUGAUUGGAGUGAUGUAUAUGAGAAAAUACAGUAAUCGAUGCAUCGAAGACUUGGUCAUUACGAUGCCAGAAAGUGCUACUGUCUGAUGUAGGCAGUCGUCUAAAAACAAUACAAAAGGGGUGUGGGGGUACAUUUUGUCUUACAGGAAUUUCCACGGAGGUUUAUUUGGGCAUAGCACAGUACGAAGGGUUGAAUACUCGGGCCAUAAUUUAUGUCGCAUCAAGUAAUGCCACGAAACUUCCGAUGCGAGUCUAUUUUAUUUGUAUUUAAAUAAAGCACUCUGUCUGUCUCUCCGUUUGUUGCGUGCAUGAAUUCUUCGGCUGCAUAUUCGCUCAAUUCGGCUGUGUUAUUAAAUGCUAGCUUUUGCAGGUUCAAUAAACAUCAAAACUAUAAAUAUGCCGGAAAUGAUGUAAUAAGUAUCACUACCAUGGAGAGCAGCUAGAAGUUAGGGCGUCUAUCUUUUUUUGACGCGGCCUCCUCAAAUGUUCCUUGAUGUUAAAAACGAACCUUCUAAAUCUUUCAUAUUAGCAUUCGUAAAAAGUCGACGGACAUGACAAGACGUACAAGCGAACUCGCGUAAUUAUUGUUGGUGUCGCCCUAUCAAUACGGUCCUCUCUUAGAGCGAAGCUGUUAGCCCCUAGAUGGUCGGCAUUUUUCCUGUCUGGGUCCGUGGAAAAAAUGUGGGCCGAUCCUGGAGGCAGUGCAGGGCCAGGAGCCGUGGCUCGCGCCCCGUAAGGCAAAGGAUUCACGAAGUCAGAAAUGCGAAGCGAACUGUGUAAACAUUCUUUGGAAUUCCGCAUACGACGUACAAAGUAGCAUACGUUUCAAUGAAAAAGAAGUGCGAUACAAUCAUCCUAACCACAUAUUUGACAAUAAGGCGCUCCCGAUAACAAUGCGGAGCACGUAAUGCUCCCCGCGGACGUUCCCCGGCAAAGACUACUGUUGCCCUAGCUGCCGCGGCGACGGCAGCUUGUGACAUAGGAGUGACCUCCAUAGCCUCUCGUUUUUAAGAUAACCAGCCUAGCAACUCAGUUCAAUGUUGUCGCAGCAAUGGUAUGGGCGGUUGCGUGCUGUCAAACUUAGCAUUACUAACCAUUUACAAAAAACAAUAAAACAUUGCAUACACCCCUCAGCAGUGUGCCCAUUCCAGCAAUGUGUCUAUACCACACGAUGCCAUGCCACAGACAUCAUGGUUUAGCGAUAUAACCGACGUCAACUCUACCAAUGGCGCUGCAACAUCGCUGUCAUUAGGUUCCUCGAGUCUCCCCUGGUCAUCGUUUGACGACUGUAUACAACGCACAAUUCAUAGAGCUUGACCUAUUUAAUGUUAGCAGUGAAUACAUUCUUCUGCUAACAUCUAACAUCAUCAUCACCUAUAGUUCUUUUAUGUCGUACAGUGCUUUGGUGUUAUAAAAUGCACUGAAUCUACGAAGCAGCAUGAACCGCAGAAAUUGGGUUUUCUGUUUUUUUAUCUGCUUUUGUUUUUGUGGCUUCCCAGCCGCUCUGCCGUUGUUUGCUGAUAUUGUUUUUUUAAGCAAAGAAAGCUAGAAGUUAUGCCACGCAAGUGUUUUGCUAUUAAUGCCAUUGAACAGGCGCUUUGCAUUCAUUCUAAAAUUUGGUUUGCUCUAAAUCCGUGGUCUAUGCAAGUCACAUUCUCUUGAGUGCAUGGACGGACUUUAAAAAAGGCUACGUGUGCGAUAACAAUACCUCUGAAUGGUAUUUCGUCAACACACGCAGUAACCGCUGGAAUUACAAAGCGGAAAAGGACCAUAACCCGCAUGCAGUAAAAUUCCGCUCAAACUGGCAUGCCUAGCUGCCACACAGCCUCCAAACUCCGAAGCGGUGCGUGGUUCCUUGCUCGCAACAUCAUUGAUUGUUUCAACUUAGAUAUCUCGGAAGACCGGUUCGGUUAAUCACGCCGCUCUCAAUAGAUGUCAUCACGAUACCGCGCGUGGGACGGCCCACAAUUUAGGCGCCCAAACGAUAGCUCCCAUUGCCACCACAAUAGCACUUACGGAUUUUAUUUUAUUGCGGGAGCAUCAAGGAGUGAAGACACAAUUUUUAAGCGACAAUAAAAUUCUACAACUUUGCGAUGUGUGCAAUUUGCUCAAAGUAUUCGUGAAUGAGAUGUACUUUUUAUUGAAGGAAUACUUUGGCAGAGACAUACCACAAUCAGCAAAACGCUAGAGCCGUAUUUUACCUUGGGCCAAAGGAUACCACGAAAGAUCACGUGACGCUUUGUUACUUGCAUUUCAAUAAAAACAUUUCUCUCUGUCCUUGA
Messenger RNA from Dermacentor andersoni, 7993 nucleotides. RefSeq lists its product as uncharacterized. The record is from RefSeq and is a predicted model, not a curated record. NCBI's taxonomy places the organism in Eukaryota, Metazoa, Arthropoda, Arachnida, Ixodida, Ixodidae.